AUGAAUUGCGUACGAUUGUUACGACUAGCCGAAAAACAAACAUUUCGAGGGUUUCAUACAACAUUGGCUAGAUAUGCCUCAAACGCUCCAAUUCGUUACAUGGAAACCCAAAAGAUGUGGAGAGAAAGAGAUGGAAUAUCCAAACGUUGGCAGUUGAUAUACAAAGCUCCAAUGGACACUGCACUUAAGUACGCAUCUUCUUACUUAACGGUAUCAACGGGUAUAAUUGGAGCCAGCACUCUGUACUAUGCUGCUUUCGUAUUUGAUAAGGCGGAUAUGUACAACCCAGUGGUAAUCGGAGACAAUGUGGUGAUUGCUAACAACCCAGUUGAGUGCUUAGUAUACCUUGGAUCCUUCAUUGCAUUACAUAUUGCUAUAAAAGUAUUAAUAUCCAGAUACGUCAUCAGAAUGUAUCAGGAUGGUGACGAAUAUUUAGCAGUGUUUAGAGGGCACUUCUUUAAUAGUAUAACUACACACAAGUUUAAAUUGAAAGAUUUUAAAAAGUUAAAACCUACUUUCUUUGUCUCCUGGGGUGAGGCUAGGUUUGAUCUUGGUAAUAAGCAUGGCAUCAUAUUAGAGAACUACUUCAAAACACCUGAACAUUUUCACUAUAUGUUGAACAAAAAGAGUUCGGAAAAUGCUGAAGAAGAAUAAUUUGUUAAGAUUACAAUAUUUAUGUUAUUAUGUAUGUAGUUUUAAUUAUUAGCUUUUGUUGUUACAAGCUAUAGAAUAAAUGUUUUCAUAUAACA
This is a messenger RNA of Spodoptera frugiperda (fall armyworm), 749 nucleotides long. RefSeq lists its product as uncharacterized. The record is from RefSeq and is a predicted model, not a curated record. NCBI's taxonomy places the organism in Eukaryota, Metazoa, Arthropoda, Insecta, Lepidoptera, Noctuidae. The transcript has a single exon. Bases 1 to 654 code for a protein of 217 amino acids.